Molecule: messenger RNA, 2984 nt
Organism: Drosophila persimilis
Lineage: Eukaryota; Metazoa; Arthropoda; Insecta; Diptera; Drosophilidae
Product: synaptic vesicle glycoprotein 2B
Exons: 4
Coding region: 330-2231 (633 amino acids)
Biological process (GO): transmembrane transport
Cellular component (GO): membrane
Molecular function (GO): transmembrane transporter activity
Source: RefSeq, a predicted model, not a curated record
CUCUUGGAGCCGCGUGGAGCUCCUCCAACCAGUGAACACCAUCCGUAUCCGUAUUCGUAUCCGCAUCCGUAUUCCCAAUCCGUUAACCGCUGAGUGCCGUUCACGUGCAUCACUUUCAUCCAGGUCCGGAGGGCAGAAAAACGUUUAAGUUUGCGAAAUCGACGACGACGACCAGCACGAGGACGACAACAAAGACAGCAGUAGUAGAUCGCUAAGCAAGGCACACACAACUGUACUUUUCUAAGCAGCCCUUGGCAGCACACAAAUCGAUCAAUUUAAUUUCCUUUUUGCUACGCGCACAAAAAGCCAACAAAAACUUGAACUAUAGAAUGGUAGAAGGUGAUUCUGCAAAAGGUAAAAGCGAAUCCUAUAAUGUAGAAGCUGGACUACAGCCGAACUACAAUCAGAGCGCAGCAAGCAAUCCAUCAAACCAUUCGACUGGCAACGCGACUGGCAACGCCAACGCCAAUCCGCACAUCGACAACCGAGCGAUCAUCCAGCCAUAUUCCCUGGGCACAGGCGCCAAGCAGCCGGAGUAUCAGUUUGCGGCAGACAAUCGCGGCUACGAGCCGGACACGACCACCACCAAUGGCAAGCAGGACGUAGAGCGUGCGGUGGGCGGCGCUGCCGGCGACAGCAGCACCACCGAACACAAUGGCAAUGGCAAUGGCAAGGACAAGGGGCGGAAGGGCAAGAAGGGGGCACCGCUCCCGGAGCCAACGAGUCCGAUAGUCGCCAACUUCGAGCGGGCCAUCGAGCUGUGCGGCUAUGGCAAGUUCCACUAUAUACUGCUGGCCAUUUGCGGCCUGGUCAGUACAUCGGAGGAAAUGGACGUCAUCUCGAUGUCGUUCAUCCUGCCGUCGGCCGAGUGUGACCUGGAUCUCAAUACGGAGACCAAGGGUUGGCUCAAUUCGAUCAUCUUUAUUGGCAUGAUGGUGGGCGCCUAUUUCUGGGGCAGCAUCGCCGACAGCUUUGGCCGCAAGAAGGUGCUGAUUGUCAUCUCGUUCAUGAAUGCCUUUUGCAUUGUCGCGUCGUCGUUUUCGCAAACUUACUCGUUUUUCAUGCUGUUUCGAUUUCUCAAUGGCGCAGCGCUCGGAGGCAGUGGUCCUGUCAUCUGGUCGUACUUUGCCGAAUUCCAACCGAAAGCGAAACGAGGCUCCAUGUUGAGCUUCAUGGCUGCCUUCUGGACCUUUGGUAACCUGUUUGUGGCCGGCCUGGCCUGGCUGAUCAUACCCACGGACAUUGGCUUCAAGACCCCAUAUUUCACAUACAAUUCGUGGCGCAUCUUCCUGCUGGUCUGCUCGCUGCCAUCCUUCCUGGUCGGCUUCCUGCUCUUCUACCUGCCCGAGUCGCCCAAAUUUCUGCUGACGCGCGGCAAGAAGGAUCGCGCCCUGGCCAUCUUCCGCGGCAUCUUUGUGACCAACACCCGCAAGCGGCCGGACGAGUACAUGGUCUACGAUCUGGAGGUGGACGAAAAGCUGCUCGAGAGCUCGGCCAACAGCAAGAACAAGUACUCGCGCAUGGUCAGCGGCAUGGUGGACCACAGUCGUGCCCUCUUCAAGUCGCCCAUCCUCAGAUUCACCAUAGUCUCGAUCACCAUUAACUUUACAUUCCACAUUGGCUACUACGGACUGUUGAUGUGGUUCCCAGAGCUGUUCAAUCGCUUCGAGGAGUAUGAGAAGGCCUUCCCCGACUCGUCGGCCGGCGUCUGUACGGUCACCGAGUAUGUGGUGGGCAUUGCCCGCGAGAGUGCCAACAACGGCACCUGCUCGUCGGACAUACCCCAGUCGGUGUUCAUGGAGUCGCUCAUCUCGCUCGCCUCUGCGCUGCCCGCCAACCUGCUGGCCAUCCUCGGCAUGGACAUGCUGGGGCGGAAGUUCUUCCUGAUUGCCGGCACCAUGACCGCCGGCAUUUGCUCGGCCCUCAUGUACUUUGUGCGCAGCUCUCUGCAGAAUCUCAUCGUGUCGGCGAUCUUCAGCGGGGCCAUCUCGGCAGCCAAUGCCGCCCUCGACUGUCUCAUCACCGAAGUAUUCCCCACCAAGCUGCGGGCCACCGGCGUGGCCAUCUCCAUGGUGGCGGCCCGUCUCGGCGGCAUCAUUGGCAACAUUGUCAUUGCCCAGCUGCUGGACAACUACUGUCCCUCGCCGACGUUCAUUGUCUCGGGCCUGCUCAUCGGCGGCGGUCUCAUGUGCCUCCUGUUGCCCAAUACGACGCGGAAGGAGCUCAACUAAGAACAUCAAUCAGUGGUGUCCUGUCUGUCUCCUGUCCUGGUGCUACAAAUCGCCACCAAAUAAUACCACAAAUCGCCAAAAAAGAGAAAAAUAUACAUACAUAUAUAUAGCAACCGAUCAGCAGAGCAGCUGCAGAAAUACGAACAGGAACGCCCCACACCCCACACCCCACACCCUAGGACCCACAAUUUCCAUUUUCCUCCCCUUAGCCCUUUGCCCCUUGACCUUCGCCCCAUUCCCCAACGGGAAAGGAAGCGGUGGUUGUAUCUGUGUAUAUAUGGUGUGUGCUAUAGAACACGACUAUUUGUAUCAUCAGUAAUUAUUAUACGAUAGCGAUAACGAUAGCGAUAUUUCUUGUGUGUGGUCUAAUUUUAACGCCUUUUACAAAUGUCUAUCGGAAUUUAAAUCGGAAUAACAAGCAACAACAAAAAACAAAACAAACUAACAAAGAAGCCCCUAAGCCAGCGAGAAGAUAUAGCAGCUAGGAUCGAUUGCGAUCGAUUUAUGUACGAUAUUGUAUGUACGAUAUGUAUUUUGUGUAUUAGUGGUAGUAAGUAACAUAUAUACAUACAUAUACAUAUUUGGCAAGCGCCGGCGCCGGCUGAAGCAACAGCAGAUGGUGAGACGACACCAAAGGUGGCCAAAAUCGAAAUGAAAACCCAACCGAAACUCCCUCUGCUGUCAAUUAUUGUUUGUUAUUAUUGCUAUUUAAUAAUACAUAUUAUAUAGAACACACAUACGUAUAUAACCUUA